AUGCAAGCCAAUCCCCCAGCCUGUACACAAAGGGAGAUUCUCACAACCUCUGCCCGCGCGCUCACCCUUGCAAAACCGCCUGCGCUGAUGCCAUGUGACCUGAAGUUGCUUUUGCAGCCAAUUUCCCGGGGAAAUCUAGACGGCGGUGAAGGCGCGUGCAUGGCGCAUCUUGCGGGGGUCAGGGACAGGCCGCAGGCGGAUCCGCGCGGUCUGGAGGUUUGGAGUGACGGCCCGGCCGAGGUUGUCGCGCGUUCUCUAGUCUAG
Messenger RNA from Plenodomus lingam JN3, 264 nucleotides. RefSeq lists its product as uncharacterized. NCBI's taxonomy places the organism in Eukaryota, Fungi, Ascomycota, Dothideomycetes, Pleosporales, Leptosphaeriaceae. The record is from RefSeq and is a predicted model, not a curated record.